AUGAAGAUUCGUGGAAAAAAACGCAGACAACUGGUGCUCUCGGCUCCCGUUCGUACAAAUGAGUCAAACUCUGCGUUCGUCAAGAAGACACAAAUUACUCGAUUCAAUGUGUAUUUUGAACGCAGACAAAACAAACUAACAGAUUAUAAUACAGCAGUAAAUGCAGGUACAAAAGUAACAUGGGAACAGCGACUGAAGAACCUAGAAGAGUCGAUCAGACUACAACGAGUCACUAACUUUGCACAAUACCCAGGAAAAACGCGCGCAGCAUACAAUCGAAAAUAUCAAAAGGAGUAUGUACACUUCCAGGGAGGGGACAUUGUGAUAGUUUGCUACCAAAGUGAAAUUAAUAAAAUGAAAGCUCUAUAUAGCGGACCAUAUAAAAAACUAAGCAGGGAGGGCAACGGAUGUCUUGUCUGUAACUUUGAUGGCAGCAAAGCCUCGGAAUAUUCUAACUCGGCCAGUGAUAAAAUAAUCGGCCUCAUAAAGAAAGACAAGCUUUGCGAGAAUUCACUCGCAACAGAUCAAUACUACCAGUCGAGAAGAUAUAAUGAUUUCUAUAAAGCAAAUGAUUUGUUAAGUAUUCUUGCU
Messenger RNA from Sphaeroforma arctica JP610, 591 nucleotides. RefSeq lists its product as hypothetical. The transcript has a single exon. Lineage: Eukaryota; Ichthyosporea; Ichthyophonida. The annotation marks the transcript as partial. The record is from RefSeq and is a predicted model, not a curated record.